Messenger RNA from Penicillium crustosum, 1650 nucleotides. RefSeq lists its product as uncharacterized. The record is from RefSeq and is a predicted model, not a curated record. Gene Ontology annotation, cellular component: membrane. The transcript has 3 exons. Gene Ontology annotation, molecular function: transmembrane transporter activity. Bases 1 to 1650 code for a protein of 549 amino acids. NCBI's taxonomy places the organism in Eukaryota, Fungi, Ascomycota, Eurotiomycetes, Eurotiales, Aspergillaceae. Gene Ontology annotation, biological process: transmembrane transport; amino acid transport.
AUGGUCGCCGAGAAGCAAACUGCCCAGGUCGGCGAGACUAGGGCCAGGAACAGCACGGAGAUAGACACAGUGCGCCUGGAGGCUGCUCUGGGCCAUAAACAGGAACUGGUGCGGAAUUUCGGGCUUUGGAGUGUGACAAGCUUGGGGAUUGUGAUUGCCAAUUCAUGGGCCGCAACCGGCGGCACAAUUGUGACUGCACUCAUGAAUGGAGGCCCGAUGGCUCUUCUCUAUGGCUUGAUACUCGUGAGCGUCUUCUAUACGGCGAUCUCGGCCUCGCUAGCCGAAUUGGCAUCUUCUAUGCCCUCCGCAGGCGGAGUAUAUUACUGGUCCACAGUAUUAAGUGGGAAGUAUGGCCGCACCGCCGGAUUCUUUACAGGUUACCUUAAUGCCUGCGCCUGGCUCCUCUCGGCCUCGUCGAUGAGUUCCAUGCUAGGCAAUGAAGCGGUGGCCAUGUAUUUGCUUCGGCAUUCUGACGUCACUUGGCAGUCCUGGCAGGUGUUUAUUGUCUUCCAAAUUGUCAAUUGGACAUGCUGUGCAAUAGUAUGCCUAGGGAAUCGAUUUAUCCCUUUGAUUAAUCGAAUCGCGCUGGUCUUAUCAAUGACCGGGCUCUUUGCAACCGUGGUGGUCCUCGCCGCGAUGCCAAAGAAACAUGCGAGCUCUUCGCAGGUCUGGACGCAAUACUAUAAUAUGACUGGCGGCUGGUCCGAUGGGUUGUGUUUUAUCACGGGGCUACUUAACGCUGCCUUCGCCGUGGGGGUUCCUGAUUGUAUCAGUCACUUAUCUGAAGAGGUUCCUAAGCCACAAAUCAAAGUCCCCCAGGGUAUCAUGAUACAAAUGUUGACAGCCUUCACUACCUCCUUCGUUUAUCUGAUUGCCCUUUUCUAUUCGAUCCAGGAUAUCGAUAUGGUCUUCAAUACCAACGUGGGCUACUUUCCUACUGCUGAAAUCUACCGACAAGCUACAGGAUCCACCGCAGGUGCCAUUGGACUCAUCGCUGUGCUCUUCCUAGCUACCUUCCCAACCCUAGUCGGCACGUUUGUGACUGGCGGACGGAUGUGGUGGAGUUUAGCCCGGGACAACGCAACCCCUUUCUCGAACUAUUUUGCGCAGGUCCACCCUACGUUAGACACUCCCGUCCGUGCCACCGUCGCUAUGAGUGCUCUAGUUACCUGCAUCGGCUGCAUUUACGUCGGCAGCACAACAGCCUUCCAGGCCCUCAUCUCGUCCUUUAUCGUGCUGAGCACUCUAUCUUACUUGGGUGCUAUCCUCCCCCAUGUGUUGACUGGCCGUCGGAACAUAGUCCCUGGGCCCUUCUAUAUGGGCAAGACCCUGGGAAUGGUGGUGAAUAUCGUCUCGUUGGUGUAUAUCAUAGUCACUGUGAUAUUUUUCUGCUUCCCAUUCGUAAUGCCUGCCACCGUUGGAAACAUGAAUUAUACAAGCGUCAUCACUGUCGGUUUGAUGACAUUGACUGCAUUGUGGUGGUUCGGCUUCGUCCGUGGGAGGACCGAGUACCGAGGUCCACACUACAGCUUCGAGACUGCCAAGCAAUUGACGUGUGUUCAAGCAAACAAGGAGAGCGGCAGUCCUGUAAUUGCGCUCCCGAAGGAGUCCACGGCAGCUGCCCUUGAUAGGCAUGCGCUGAUGGAAUGA